CAGCAGGUGGCGCAAUAGUCGUUGAUGGUUGAUGGACGGUGUUUAAUGUUUACGUGUUACAAAAUUUUAGUCCAACGAAUUCUGAAUGAAAACCAACACUUUCAUAGUUUCAACGGUGUCAGAACAAAUACGUAAACUCAUCGUUACUGGAAACUCCAAGAAAACAUCACUGGAAUCGAUGAAACCACGAAACCGUAACUUGCAGAGGCGAUAGUCAAGAAAAAAUCAAAAUUUAAAGCUUCUGGUGGAAUUAAUAUGGAAUUUAUUGCAAUUGUGGAUAACGACAGCGGUUACGGAUCAAAUAACGUUGAGUCGAAUUUAGAUUCCUCUUCCGAAAACAUGUUGCAAAAUAAAACUUUCGCGCCAGUGUAUGACCUGUAUGGCGAAGAUACUCUUCCUGAAAAGCCCUCAUUGAAGAGCGAUUUGAAGAACCCGUGUACACAUUUCGAUUCCUUUGAUUCAGUUAUAAACAGUUCGCAAGAUAGUGUCAAGACUGAAUUCAGUGGGUUCGAAGAUUCAGGGCGUUCAGAUGAAUCACUUAUUAUUCCCAGGAUGCAAUCAAUUGUAUGUGAUACAAGCGUUUGGACUGACGACAAUUCAUUUCCGACACAAGCGACCACCCUUACCGAACCUCCCUCUACAUGUGAUACAUUCACCAGACCAGCUUUAGUUCCGCACAAAGUACUAGCAAACGUGACCAACACGUACGAACAGAACACAAGUCAGCCUGUGAUCAAGAAUACACCAAGUGACAAAGAAAACAUCCCACCAGUGGAAACCCCAAAGAAACGUUACGAAAACCUUCAGUCUUCGGAUAUAAGUCCGGACCUUUUCGCCGAGGAGGAAGUGUCGUUGAACGUAUCCCACAAACAAAAAUCUCCAAUGAGGAAAGACACACCAAAGGAGAAUUACUGCAGCAAAGACACCAAGUUAUUGAGGAAUGUUCAGUCUUCGUUAAGCGGAGUCCAUCCUCCACCCAGCGUCACCAUAAUCCAGAUCGGGGUGAAGGAAAUGCUCGACAGAAUCAACGAAAAUACGGAGCUGUUUUGGAAAGCUUCAACUGUUACAAGCGACACUGGAAAGUCGCUGCUUAUUAACGAUAAACCAGAAUGUGUUCACCAGGAAUGGCCUGCGAUUUUAAAAGCGAGACACCAUGGAUUACAUCAUAACAGAAACAAAGUCUCGGAAGAUUUUGAGCACUUGUGCCUUAAAUACGCCGAACGUUACAUCGGUGCGGAGACUCAGUCCUCUUGCACAGUUUUCGAUUCGAAUCCUCCCAGUUCCCAGAAACGCAAAAUGUCGAAACCCAGAUGGAGCGUAAAAUCGCCCGGAAGGAGGCUUAGCCAUCUUGCGAGAAGAAGGAUUACGUUUUCUAGCGCCAAUCUGCAAGCGAAUAGUAGUUCGGCCAUUCUUGGGUCACGUGCUCGACAAAUUUUGGUGGACGCAAGGAAACUCAGUUCGUUGAGGAAGAGUCCGAAGAAGAGCCCUAGAAAGACACCGUCGAAAAGUCCAUUCAAGAUUAAAAAGGGUACGCCUAGUAGUUCUGCGAAAAAAAAAUUAGCGAUGAGGUUUAGGCAGAUGUCUGGAGAGUUUGAGAACAUCCUGCCGAGUAGUUCUCAACAGUCCGGACGUGGCUUCAAAAGGGCUUUGUUUAGUAGCGAGAAAGAGUCGGGCUCUUGCGGACCCUCCAUGGAAAAGAAAUCCACCAAGAGAGCCCUCUUCGUCUCCCCAUUAAAACACUCGCCAAGCAAAAAAUCUCCUUUAAAAAUCCACUUGGACAGGAAGCGAAAACGCAACGACACAGACACAGACAACCCUUCAAAGUUAGCCAGAAGCAUGUCCGUCGACUUACUCUCUACCAAAUCCGAGACGAACACAUUACUAACUCGGACGUUCAGCGAAACUUUAACCACCACCCGAACCGAAGAAUUGAGCGACCAACACAAAAAGAAACUCCAAUGGGCCGUGUACGAGUCCUUGCGCUUACAAAGCGUGACUGCCUCACACCCCCAGUAUAAAAUUUUCGCCUCGGUGCUGGCUCGAGUGACCAGAAAAUUCUUACAAAACUUGAAAUUCGAAGGCCGAACCACGGAAAAGAUGUUCAGGAUUGCAAGACAACAUUCUUAUGCUGUAGUCAAAGGGAAGACGGUGGACGAAAUUUUUAACGAAUUCAUGAAGAACAGGAUGAAGAUUCAGAAGCCGCAAGGGUAUGUAGGGAUUGACGAGUUUAACAGGAAAGACGACAAAGAAAACGUGUUGCAAGAUAAAGUUAAUAUAAUGGAGAGUAUAGAAAAGAGGCGGGAACACGCAGGCUCAAAAUCGAGGGUCUUUAGUCAAAAUAGGAUAGAUCGGAUAAAAAAAGUUAUUUCUUUUGAAGAAAAAGAUACGUAGGGUUUGAUUUUAUGGUGGUCAAGUGCAAUAAAUGCAUGCACGUUUGUUAUUUUAUUGACAAUGAUUUUUCGAGGGGGGUGGGGUGUAAAACAGAGCACGUUUAAUUCGAUUUUAACUGUUCCAUAGUAAUGGGUUAUCAAUGCUUUAUUGUAAUUAUUCCAAUAAACAACAAAGUAUAAAA
Zophobas morio is the source of this 2572-nucleotide messenger RNA. It is a transcript of the gene mi, whose product is annotated as minus. Bases 256 to 2391 code for a protein of 711 amino acids. The transcript is spliced from 5 exons. The record is from RefSeq and is a predicted model, not a curated record. Lineage: Eukaryota; Metazoa; Arthropoda; Insecta; Coleoptera; Tenebrionidae.